This is a messenger RNA of Caenorhabditis remanei, 522 nucleotides long. RefSeq lists its product as uncharacterized. NCBI's taxonomy places the organism in Eukaryota, Metazoa, Nematoda, Chromadorea, Rhabditida, Rhabditidae. The coding region runs from base 1 to 522 and encodes 173 amino acids. The transcript is spliced from 2 exons. The record is from RefSeq and is a predicted model, not a curated record.
AUGAUGGUGGAACCUGACUCAACGCCAAGAAUACCGAGGAAACAACUGAAAAGAAACACAGUUGUCUCCUGGCUCGUCUUCUAUUCUGAUCUUGCGUUUGCUAUUGUAGCCUUCGGGCUGAUGCUCUGUUACUUCUCAAAUGAUUUCCCGACCAGUGUGACUUUAUCCCAAGGAGUAUCAAUAAUUGGGAAAUCUUAUGUGGUAUAUCGGCAGUAUCAUAUCAUACAACAAGGCUUGGAAGGUACUCAGGAGACAUAUCGUCAAGCAGGUAUUGCCAGUGUAAAAUCAUACGCACUUCGCACAUUCAUUCUACUCUGGGAUUUAUAUUUGGAAGUGGCAAAGUUUUUUAUGCACCUCUAUGAUUGGGAUUUUCUGUCUCUCGCAAUAAUUGGAAUAUAUGUCUCCUAUCAUGUUUAUGUCUCAGCUGAAAUUAUGCACACUAAGGAGAGAUUCUUAAUCGAUGAAACUGAGGUAGAGGAGGAGAGAUUGGAUAGUAUGGGAGUGACUCUUUCUGCGGAGUAA